Messenger RNA from Temnothorax curvispinosus, 998 nucleotides. RefSeq lists its product as uncharacterized. The record is from RefSeq and is a predicted model, not a curated record. The coding region runs from base 4 to 942 and encodes 312 amino acids. The transcript is spliced from 3 exons. NCBI's taxonomy places the organism in Eukaryota, Metazoa, Arthropoda, Insecta, Hymenoptera, Formicidae.
AAAAUGGCAUCCGUAUCUCUGAAAGGCACCCGCAAGACGUACAGCUUCGAGGAGCGAAAGAUCUUGAUAUCGCUGAUAAACAAGCACGCGGUGGUUCAGAGUAGGAAAUCGGAUCCGAUUUCUAUAUGCAAACGGAAAUCGGCUUGGUCACGAAUCACCGAGGAGUACAACUCAAUGGUAGGAUCUCGGGGUACUCGUUCCUCUGUACAACUCAGACGUUGCUGGGAGAAUAUGAAGGCCUGCAAACGUAAUCGCGAGGAAAAGAAAUUCCGUGACGGUACGAAAGAGAUUUGUCAGUCGACAAAAGACGAUAGGUGGGCGAGAAAUCAAUGCUGGGAAGGUAUAACUUGUGGCCAGAAUAUGUCGGAAACGCCGAUGUCUACCGGAACCGUUGGUCUGCCACCGAAUAUAGUAUUCGAGCCGAAGGAUUCAGAACCGUUUACGUUGCAAAGUGUCUGUACUGCCGGAUCUCAAAAUCCAAACUGCCUGAAGAAAGACGUGGAUAGUCGCGAAGAUUCAAAUUCUGAUAAACAUGACGGUAUUGUGCCAGCCCCCGAUUCGAUAAAUGACUAUUAUGAAAGAUUCGUUAUAAAAAGAAACACGCACACACACACGGAUACCCCUACGAUUAAUCAAUCGACGGACAACAAUCUUAAGAAUAUCGCACGCCGAGAAAUUCACACAAAUCCGGGACCGAGUGACUUGUACACUUCAAUCUCGCCUCGCGUUGUGCAGGAGCAUAAUCGCCAAAGGAAAUCCAUGCAACGAGAAGAAGAACUGCACGUGCUAGCGCUUUCUGAAGCGCAGAUGAAGGUCGAUAUCGCUGCCAUGUUAAAGGAGGAGGCAAGGAUCAAGCUGGAGGAGGCUCAUUAUCGCAAGGAGGAGGCCAGGCUCAAAAUGCUGUUCUUUACUUACAAGUUGGACAGGAUUAAAGAUGAAUGAAGAAAAGUGGAUAAUUUGGAUGUACGCGUAGGACGCAUUGCUGUAAGUUUAUUAUU